UAUGGUAAGCCCCUGUCGGAAUUUUCUCUGUUGACUGCGCCACUGGCGGGGGAGAGCAAACUUCGGGAGGCUCUACGGGUGCCUGUGACCGCUGCACAAUCAACUUUCCAGAGCGUGGAAACUAAGGAUAUUAAGCAGGAAGAUCCUCCUGAGUUAGUGGACGUGUGCAGCGUUUCUGACGACGAGGCUGUGAAGGAUCGCCUCGCGUGUGACUCCUCCACAUCCACAACCAUCGCGCCUCCAGCAACUAAGAAACCAGACCAACUUUCCGUAGCAUCAUCGUCCACUGCGCUAAGGGAGGUCCGUGCAUUUGGAAAAAUUCUGCCAUCCUCGACAUCGUUCAAAUCAGCGCGGGGCUCUUCAGGAGCUAUCACAAGGAGUGUGUCCCCACCACCCAUCCAAUCCCCAUUGGGGGGAACUUCAACCCGUCCAAGUUCCCUUCCGCCAGAUGUCAAUUGCCUCACCUCGAACUCAACUCAAAGUCUCCCGGUUCAACGACCUAACAGCACCCAAACGACUUCAGCUCAACGACCUAACCGCACUCAAACGCCCCCGGUUCAACGACCUAACAGCACUCAAACGCCCUCGGCUCAACGACCUAACAGCACUCAAACGCCAUUGGCUCAACAUCCUAACUACAAUCAAGAGCCUCGAGCCACCGAACACUUCCACAACAGCCACGUGGUGGUGCCUCAGGUUGUGCAGGUUCCGAUCCCAAGACGGUACGCUGCCAUCAGCACUCCUCAGUAUCUUCCUCCUGUCAACGUGGUUUCGUCUCAUCGAAAUUCUUAUGAGACUCAAGAAUCCUUCGGAUAUCCUAGACCUGGAUACCCAGAUCGUCGUAGGAGCAUAGGCGAUAGCCCGUACGUUCAGGAAGGGUUCUACAGACAAGGUUCAUUAAUUCCUAGCAGAACCCCAGGCGUUCGAGCGGCCGAUGACCACAUCAAAGUGGACUACGAACUUCGGCGUAACGCCAACGCAUACAAAGAUCGGUCUUCUGCUUCUUCGGUGAAAGUUGUAAAUGUCGAUCAUUUAAAAACAGACCAAUCACUGAUGAGAAGAUCAAAUUCCUUUUCGUCGCGAAAUGGCUGGCCAUCGAGCUACAGCCAAAGCACAUCCAUCGAAAGGCUACGUUAUGCCACAGCCUGUUCAAUUACUCCCAUCUGCACCACAAAAAUUUCCACCCCUAAAGUCCAAAAAGUCUACACGAAGAAUAUGACUGUGAGGAACAUGUCAGCUGAGACUGGUGUGGAAAUUAUUCAAGUAGAUGAAUCUCCCCGUCCCAUGCCACCUACACCCACGGAUGAAACGAGUUCUAAUUCUUCUUCUAGCUUUCCAGUGCCAGAUUCAAGCGUUCGUCGGCAGAACACAAAUCUUGAGGAGAGGCCCGUAAUUUCGGCCUCUCAAUCCACGAGUCCACAGUCUUCUGAUUCUGUUUACUCAUGGCGACCUUUGGAGGUUGAUGAAAGCAGGGCUGAGUUCAGUGAAAACAGCGGAAGCAGUCCAGAAGGUGUUACGAAUGAUCCUCUUUUAACCAAAAUUUCAUCGACGAAAAGAAGAAGGGUUAGAGGACCAAGAUCUUGGGAGUAUCUCUUACGUCUCCUACGGGAUCCAAGCACUAAUCCUUCCCUAAUCCGCUGGGAGAACGAGAGUGAAGGGAUAUUCCGGCUUGUAAAACCGGAUGCCAUUGCCUUGCGAUGGGGUAAAAGGACAGGCAAGCAUUUCACAGAAAUGCUGAGCUACGAGAACUUCGCUCGGGGUUUGAGGUAUCAUUACGUUACAGGUGCGCUGUCUGCCGUCUCUGAGAGGUGUUUUGUAUACAAGUUUGGACCGAAGGCUGAACACGCGCUCCAAUAUCCUGAGAGAAUUAGUGACAACAUAGUCGGUACUCACUCUGAUGAAUCCAACAACUGAGUUGCGCUUAACUUCUGCAAUUGAGCUCAUUAGAGCCUUCGAGUAUCUUUUUCAUGCAUAUCUUGUAUACAUGUUCUAAUGGUUUAGUUAUAAUUUCGAUGAAGCUUCCUACUCACUGCCUUCGGAUGAUUCUUGAUAGGAGCAAAUUGAGUUAUCAAACUUCUUAAGUCGUUUAAAUGUUACUAUUUUGAAUCGAAAGAGCCCUACCCAAGUUCCUGAUAGUAUUUUGGAAACGCUCAAGGUACUAACACGCUUUCCAUUCCACGAAUGUAGUAAAAAAAUACACUCGAUUUAAUAUAAAAAUGCGGAUAAACCCAUACAUCGGAUUCUCUUUCGGAUUGAGGUACUUGUGGAAAGAAAUGCAGUACAGAAAUACCGUGAACUUUAAAAUAUGUUAUUUGCCAUUUACAAUGUGAUCUGUAAUUAUAAUAUUUGUAGUGUUUUGCAACACUCUUUAGCUUUAAGGACUUCAAUCUCAAUUGAUAACUUGUACGAGCACCUAAAACAUAAAUAGCCUUAUUUUAUAACCGUUCUUAUCGACAUUCUACAUAAUGGUAUUCAAGUUAGACUUCUUAAUUGUUCUCCUCUUCUUCUCGUUGCCUUAUUUUUAUCAAAGCGCAGUCGUUUGCUUUGCCUUUUGCAGAAUUGUGACGGGCAUUAUAUUUUAUGACCAAUAUUAUAUACAUAUCUUUUAGUGAGUGUAGUUAGGCAAAAGUUCUUCAUUUAUGACGGGCGUUGAAAUUAUUCUCGGAUUAAUUUAAUUUUCGAUUUUGAACCGUCUCUACGAUACUUUUUGUAUGUACUUAUGUCAUGUUCAAAUUUCAAUUGUAACAUGAUUGUAAUAACUCUUCACCUACUUGAUUAUGAUUAUUGACUACUCGAAACUUCGUACAUAUUCCAGUAAAAUGUCAUUUGGUAAUCUGCUUUUUGAUCUCCAAGCACCAGCAAAAAAUUUCGUUCGGCUUUUUGAAAAAAGUAACAAGAAAUUUGAUAAUAGAAAGUAUGCUCUUGUCUUCAAUCAAAUCUGCAUAUCUUCUUUAGUACACAAUAAUAUAUAAGCGAAUUUCCGAAAGAUUUUUAGCUUUUGGAACACAAUUCAUGUUUUAAUGUGUGCAAAAUUCUUAUAUGGCUUAUCGUGAAACGUACGAGGCUUCUGCUUCUAAGGUCAAAACUUGUGAAACCUGUGAACCUCGGUUAAAGAUUAAAAUUCUGUUUUUGAAUUUACUAAUUUCACAUCUAAAAUUCAUUUAAUUUUUCUGUAAUUGUAAUUCUCUCGCUUAAUUUUGUUGCUAUGUCAUAACAGUAUAAUAAGAUAAUACGCAUUUAUC
This is a messenger RNA of Hyalella azteca, 3242 nucleotides long. RefSeq names its product flocculation protein FLO11. Gene Ontology annotation, cellular component: nucleus. Gene Ontology annotation, biological process: cell differentiation; regulation of transcription by RNA polymerase II. The record is from RefSeq and is a predicted model, not a curated record. The transcript has 4 exons. NCBI's taxonomy places the organism in Eukaryota, Metazoa, Arthropoda, Malacostraca, Amphipoda, Hyalellidae. The annotation marks the transcript as partial. Gene Ontology annotation, molecular function: DNA-binding transcription factor activity, RNA polymerase II-specific; sequence-specific DNA binding.